Molecule: messenger RNA, 2989 nt
Organism: Salarias fasciatus (jewelled blenny)
Lineage: Eukaryota; Metazoa; Chordata; Actinopteri; Blenniiformes; Blenniidae
Gene: tmc5
Product: transmembrane channel like 5
Exons: 19
Coding region: 70-2802 (910 amino acids)
Cellular component (GO): plasma membrane
Molecular function (GO): mechanosensitive monoatomic ion channel activity
Source: RefSeq, a predicted model, not a curated record
UGGAGGGGCGAUGUUGCUUGGGGGAGGACACCCCCGGAGGAGAACUGGAGGGCGGGAGAGAGUUUCCCUAUGAGCAACGCCUCCUCUCACUGGGGGGCGCCUCAGUGGCAGCAUGACCUGGAUCACAACACGUUUCAAAUUGACCCUGAAUCUCAGUACAGCCGAUCACCUGCCAUGGGACUUCCUUCUUCGAUAUCAGGUAACAUGACCAUGAGAUGGCGGGGAAUGUCCGUGAGGAGGAUGAGCAUGUUUUCCAGCACGGAUCCGGCUCACGCCGCGUUCACAGAGAACGCCAUCAAGAGCGAGAUGGAGAGCGAAGAACAAAACCUGAUGAAGGAGCUCGUUGCUCUGUCGACACAGGACCGAAUCCGAGCCAUCCGCGACCUUCCCGUGAGUUUCCAGGAGAAGAAGCACAUCAGGUCUAAGGUUCUGGCCUUCAGGUCCUUCAGCAGGUCCCAGCAGUCCUCCGGUUUCGCUGACUACACGGAAAACGUGUCGGUGACUCUGCGGAGGUUCGGGUACAGCAUCAAGUCUGCCAGACAGAGCCUGGAGCUGUGGCAGGGCACCCUGAAGGAGAUCGGGGGGAAGUUCGGCUCCAGCGUUCUCUCCUAUUUCCUCUUCCUCAAGUGGCUCCUCAUGUUCAACGUGUUUUCCUUCCUGAUCAACUUCGGCUUCAUCACCAUCCCGCUGCUGGUCCACGGCCCGUCGCCUUCCAACGUGACCUUCAGAGGACUGGAGAUCCUGACGGGGGCUGGUUACUUUGCUCAUACUGUCCUGUACUACGGCAGCUACAGCAACCAAACCCUGCUGGAACCGGUGGAGUACGACAUGCAGCUUUCCUACUUCUUCACCAUCGCCGUCUUCAUGGUGCUGUGUAAGAUCACCCUCAUCUACAGCAUGUCCAAGUCUUUCCAGGAGAACUACGUGCCGGCAGAUUCGUCUUCCAGCAGCGCCUGGCUGCUCCUGACCGGCUGGGAUUUCACCGUGAUCAAUGAGAAAGCAGUGAGACAGCGCAAAGACAACCUGCGAGUGCAACUCAAGGAGUCUCUAUCAGAAAGUGCUCAGAGUGAGCUGCUGACGCGCUCUGAAAAGCUGAAGCACUUCGGGGUUCAUCUGGGCUGCUGGAUCCUCUCCACCGGCUUGGCUGUCGGCUGUGGAGCCGGCGUCUAUUUUCUCUGCCAGUAUGAGCAGAAGGAAGCAGACUUCACCAGCAGCUCUCUGCUGCGGGAAGCCGAGACUCUCCUGGUUCCCUUCGUGGUGUCCCUGUUCAACCUGGUCAUCCCGCUCUUCUACUCCCUCUUCAACAAGUUUGAAGUGUACUCCAGCCAGCGCAGCCAGAUCUACACUCUGGUGGGCAGAAACGUCCUGCUCAGGAUGGUCAUCCUGGGUGUUUUGUGUCACUACUGGAUGGAUGUGGUGGCUGAGAACUUUCAGUGCUGGGAGUCCCGGGUGGGCCAGGCUUUGUACCGCCUGGUCCUGUUCGAUUUCUUUUUCCUGAUGCUCGGAUCCCUCUUUGGAGAGUUUCUUAGCAAUGUGAUCGGGACCAAACUGCUGCUCCAUCUGGGCGUCCCGGAGUUUGACGUAGCCAGGAACGUACUGGACCUCAUCUACUCCCAGACUCUGGCCUGGAUUGGGAUCUACUUCUCUCCUCUGCUUCCUGUCAUGCAGAUGAUCAAAUUAUUCAUCUUAUUUUACAUAAAAAAGGUCAGCCUGAUCCAGAACUGCCAGCCUCCACGGCGAUCGGCCCGGGCAGCUCAGAUGCAAACCAUCUUCAUCUUCCUCCUCUUCUUCCCUUUCUUCCUGGGGGCCCUGUCAGUGGUGGCUUACACCGCCUGGAGCCUGAGUCCUUCAGAACAGUGCGGGCCUUUCCGGGGCCUCAACAAAACCUUCAGUGUGAUUGAGAGUUGGAUGGAGGAUGUGGACGAGCUGCAGGGCUCUCGGUGGGCUGCCUGGAUCUACCAGAACAUCAUCCUGAGUCAAAUCUUCUUCUUUCUUGUCACACUCAUCGUCCUCGUCAUCAUUUAUGUCUUCUGGCAAGUCAGUCAGGGGCGCAAGGAGCUCAUUGGCCUCCUGAAGCAACAGAUUGUGAAUGAGGGGAAAGACAAGUCCUUCUUGUUGGACAAGCUGCAGAAACUGCAGAGCUCCAGGAAGAAGAAUCUCAAGCGGAAGAAGAAGAAAAGGCGUUUAAAUGAACGUACCUCUGGAGGUCAGUCCAACUCCAACGCCAUGGUUCAGGUUUUACUUGCUCGCCAGCAGCUGGAGGAAGAGGAGGAGAGGCGAAGCGGCUUGUCCGUUCCCUCCAACACCUUGGCAUCCGGCGCUCUAAAGCAGGCCAUGCUGGCCCGGCAGAGAGCCGAAGGGCAGACGGAGGACACGUAUCAGUGGCCUGAUCAACACACUUCCUCCUUCAGCGCCGUCACGCACGAGCUCGAGGCGGACGAAUAUUACAGCACGGCGGUUUACUCCCAACGCUCUGUCAGCACACCCAGCGCCUUCCCUCAGGCCAUGCAGGCCCGGCAGAGGGCAGAGAGCGACGGUGACAGCGACGACGACGACGACAGCGACGACGACGACAGCGACGACGACGACAGCGACGACGACGACUACGACGACGAGCCGCCGUCCACCGUGUCCGCCGUCAUGAUGCAGGUCAUGCAGGCCCGGCAGAGAGCCGAGGAGGAGGACGGCGCUCAGUGGGCCCAGGCCCCCCCACUGAACCCCGCUCCGUCAGGCUCCAGCGCCCUCAUUCAGGCCAUGCUGGCCCGACAGCAGGUGCAGAAUGAGUACGAUGAUGGCUACUGAACUAACGGCUCUGGCGUUAUCGCGCCACAGAGAGACAGACACAGAACACAGAGCGCAUCGGACUGGACGGCCAAGGCUGGAAUUACAGUUUGUAUGUUGAAGCUUCAAUUUUCCACACUGCAAUAUGUCUAAUCUUGUGUGUGAGAAAAACAAAAAACAAAAAAAAAGGAGCUGCUCUAUCAGAGUG